Molecule: messenger RNA, 16190 nt
Organism: Arabidopsis arenosa
Lineage: Eukaryota; Viridiplantae; Streptophyta; Magnoliopsida; Brassicales; Brassicaceae
Source: the annotation of a GenBank genome assembly
GUUCUCUUCUUCGUCCUUGAUAGGGUUUAGUUCUCUAAAACGUAAGAUUUCUUCUAAAGGUAUCGAUGGCUAUUGAUGGGAGUUUCAACCUUAAACUUGCCUUGGAGACGUUUUCUGAACGUUGUCCCAAGGUCGCAGCUUUUCCAUUUUUCAGUUCGAUUCUCGGCAAGGGAGGAGAAGUUGUGGAUAACGAAGAGGUGAUUCAUGCUUUAGGGGAUGUGUUUCUUCACCCGGAGUAUACUAUUCCGUUGGUUCAUUGCUUCCGUCCUAUUAUAAGAAGUGUUGUAGAUAGAGUGGUGGGUCUUCUCAAUCUAGUGGAUGAUCUUAAGUCUAGUAUUGACUACUCAGACGAUGUGUCAUCAGUUUUGGAUAAUGCUAUGAAGGAAGGUAUUAGUGUGAUUGAUUUUUAUGUUCGGCGUGGACAAAGGUUGGAGCUUCAUGAGUGUUCUUGCUUGGCCUUCAGUCGUGCGCUUCAUUUGAAUACGUCUUUGUUAGGGUCUAUUCUAAAUUAUUUUAAAGUGGCUCCACCACCGUACCAGCGAAUUCUUGUGAAAGAAAUAGUUUCUGAGUCGCUCAUGGAGGCUACAGAUGCGUACUUGCUUUGUCUUCGAGUAUCAUAUCGUUUUCUCGUUAUUAGACCUGAGGUUUUCUCUAAGUUGUGGGAUUGGUCUUGUUACUUGGACUCUAUGAAAAGGCUUUCAGAAUGUUCUAGACAAAAAAGGCAUUUCUUGGAUAAGCAUCGUGAUGCUGUGUGGUGUGGUAUUCAAAUUCUUUCUGUUGUUUUGAGAUGCAGUGACAGGUUAGCAGGAUGUUUUGGUUUUGAAGUUGAAGAAGCACUUUCGUGCUUGCUAAGAUGGGAGGAAUUUUGUCAGGAUAUAGAAAUAGAAAAGGCUGGAUCAUACAUUCAAUUGCCUACAUACACAGCGUUGAAGUCUUUGCAACAAUUUAAUACCCUUGUACCUGGAAUUAACAAGCGACAAUCAGAAGGGUUAGAAACAAAUGAGCCACAGAUGAAGAUUCGGAGGCUGGACACAUGGAAUGUCAAAUCUCUCUCUGAACCAUUUGAAAUCCACUCUAGGGUGAAGAAAUCUUUUGAAAUGGUCUCAUUGGCUGUCAGUCAAAAGCGACCUGUUCUUCUAUAUGGUCCCUCGGGCUCUGGAAAGUCUGCCCUCAUUAGGAAGUUGGCUGAUGAAAGUGGUAACCAUGUUGUAUUUAUCCACAUGGAUGAUCAACUUGAUGGGAAAACGUUGGUUGGCACUUAUGUGUGUACUGAUCAACCUGGCGAAUUCAGAUGGCAGCCUGGCUCACUUACCCAGGCGAUUAUGAAUGGUUUCUGGGUGGUUCUUGAGGACAUAGACAAAGCUCCAUCAGAUGUUCCCCUCGUCUUGUCACCUUUGCUGGGAGGGUCUUGCUCAUUCGUGACCAGUCAAGGAGAGGAGAUACGGAUAGCGGAGACUUUCCAACUGUUUUCAACUAUAUCGACACCCGAAUGCAGUGUGUCACACAUCAGGGACGCUGGAAAUUCGUUGAGUCCUCUAUGGAGGAGAAUUGUUGUAUAUCCACCAGAUCGUGAAAGCUUGCUAAGUAUCCUGACUGCUCGGUAUCAAAACCUGGGUCCUGUUGCAGAGAAGCUUAUUGAAACAUUUGAAACCAUCAACUCUGCUCUUCGUCCCCAAUUUUCUGGUUCAACAACUGAAAACUCAGCUACUUUCAGUUCUCCAAGUAGAUUUUCACUGAGAGAUCUGCUCAAGUGGUGUGAACGGGUUCAUGGCCUGUCCUCCUAUGAUGGUCAUGCAAUUUAUCAGGAGGCAGCAGAUAUAUUCUCUGCGUCUAAUAUGUCAACUAAAAACCGAGUGACAGUAAGUAACAUUGUGGCUAGCAUUUGGAAUGUCGCCGUUCCAGAAUCUCAGCAUAAGCCCCCAAUUCAGGAAUUUUCUGGGAUUCUAAAAAUUGGUAGAGUUUCUCUUCCACUUGGUGAAACUGCGUCACAUGAUCGAUCUAGGUUUGUUGAAACACGCACAUCUACACAAUUACUUGAGAAAAUAGCUCGCUCUGUCGAGUACAAUGAGCCAGUUCUCUUAGUAGGAGAAACAGGGACUGGGAAAACAACACUUGUUCAAAAUCUUGCACACUGGAUCGGACAGAAACUCACUGUUUUGAAUUUGAGCCAGCAAAGUGAUAUAGUUGAUCUAUUGGGAGGUUUUAAGCCUAUUGAUGCAAAGCUUAUGUGCACAAUGCUGUACAAUGAAUUCAAUGAAUUGGCAAAGAUGAAGGGUGAUUCAAAGACUAUGAAAUGGCUGCAAAGACAUUUUAGAGCCAAGAAUUGGGAUACAAUUUUGACUGGGUUAGUGAAAACUACAAAAAGCAUUGAAGGUAAAAUUAUUAAACGCAUUGAAGGUAAAAUUGGGGAAGCAACGUCUAGAUCUGGUAGAAAGAGGAAGAAUCCAGAAGAGCUCAAAAACUGGGCGCGUCUGUUGAAGAAAGUGGAGAAGAUACAACAACAGAUUCGUUCAGGUGGAAUGGUUUUUACCUUUGUUGAAGGUGCGUUUGUGACUGCCCUCAGGGAGGGGCAUUGGGUUUUACUAGAUGAAGUAAACUUAGCCCCACCAGAGAUAUUGGGCAGGCUGAUUGGUGUUCUUGAAGGAGUGAGAGGAUCACUUUGUUUAGCUGAGAGAGGGGAUGUAAUGAGCAUUCCCAGACAUUUGAAUUUCCGUCUGUUUGCUUGUAUGAAUCCAGCCACAGAUGCUGGUAAGCGAGACUUGCCAUUCUCCUUCCGAAGCAGAUUUACAGAGUAUGCUGUUGAUGAUGACUUAUGUGAUGAUGACCUGGAGAUAUUCGUGAGGCGAUUUUUAGGUGGACGUGGAUCUGACAGUAAGUUAGUAGGCAACAUUGUUUGCUUUUACAAAGAAGCUAAAAGGUUAUCUGAAGAAAGCUUGCAGGAUGGUGCUAAUCAGAAGCCACAGUAUAGCUUAAGGUCUCUUUACCGUGCGCUAGAAUAUGCGAUAAAAGCAGAAGCUAUUGGUGGAUUUCAGAAAGCAUUAUACGAUGGAUUUUCCAUGUUUUUCCUCUCCUUAUUGGAUGCUUCCAGUGCUAAGAUCAUGGAACCAAUAAUAAAACGUAUCUCCGGGGAAAAUAUCCGAAACCAACCACUUCAAAGAUACUUGGGAGAAUUAAAAGGCAGUUCUGAUAAAUUUGUUGGCAGUUAUGUUAAGACGAAGAGUGUAACUGAACAUCUUAAUCAUUUGGCGCAUGCCAUUUUUAUUAAAAGAUAUCCUGUUCUCUUACAAGGACCAACAUCCAGUGGAAAAACAAGCCUUGUCAAAUAUCUUGCAGCAAUAAGUGGAAACAAAUUUGUUCGAAUAAAUAAUCAUGAGCAGACUGAUAUCCAAGAAUAUUUAGGUUCCUAUAUGACUGAUUCUUCAGGGAAGCUUGUAUUUCACGAAGGAGCGUUGGUGAAGGCUGUCAGGGGUGGGCACUGGAUUGUCUUAGAUGAACUUAAUUUGGCUCCAUCUGAUGUCUUAGAGGCACUAAACAGACUGCUUGAUGACAAUAGGGAGCUUUUUGUGCCUGAGCUGUGUGAAACAAUCUCAGCGCAUCCUAAUUUUAUGCUCUUCGCUACACAGAACCCUCCUACUUUAUAUGGUGGACGCAAAAUACUGUCUCGAGCUUUUCGCAAUCGGUUUGUGGAGAUUCAUGUUGAUGAAAUUCCAGAAGAUGAACUGAGUGAAAUUCUUACUACGAAGUGUAGUAUUGCUAACAGUCAUGCUUCAAAAAUGGUUGAAGUGAUGAAAGACCUGCAACGCAAUAGGCAGAGUAGCAAAGCUUUUGCUGGAAAACAUGGUUAUAUAACUCCAAGAGAUUUAUUCCGGUGGGCAUAUCGUUUCAGGACUUAUGACGGUACAUCUAAGGAAGAACUAGCCAGAGAAGGGUAUUACAUCCUUGCAGAAAGGCUGCGUGAUGACACUGAGAAGGUAGUUGUUCAAGAGGUGCUGGAGAGACAUUUCCGUGUCAGUCUUGCCAAAGAUGAUUUGUACAAAAUGGAGCUUCCAAGUCUGGAUUCCAUACAAAACAGAAAAUUCACCUGGACUCAAAGUAUGAGGAGACUAUUUUUUCUCAUCGACCGUUCUUAUAAACUACGUGAGCCUGUUCUUCUUGUUGGUGACACUGGAGGAGGCAAAACCACAAUCUGCCAAAUACUAAGCGAAGUUAAGAAGAAAAGAUUGCACAUCCUUAACUGUCAUCAAUACACCGAAACAUCUGAUUUCCUUGGUGGAUUCUUUCCUGUGAGAGACAGAUCAAAAUUAGUCACGGAAUACGAGAAUCAAGUCAAACAGUUGGAGCUCUGCCAGGCAUUGGCGCCUUUUGGCCAAGAUAUUGUUAUUUGUGCAGAUAUCAGUAGAGCUGAAGAGUUGAUCAAAUCAAUAGAGGUAGCUCUGGAGAAGUACAAAAAUGAUUCAGUUAUAGGAGCGGCCAUCACACCACAGGAUGUUGAUGUUCUUGAUAAAAUAAGGAACAAUAUGGUGAUGCUGUAUCAAAAGUGGCGUGCAAUUUUUGUUUGGCAAGAUGGGCCCCUUGUGGAAGCAAUGAGAGCUGGAAAUAUCGUUCUUGUGGAUGAGAUAUCUUUGGCUGAUGACAGUGUAUUAGAAAGAAUGAAUAGUGUGUUGGAGACAGACAGGAAAUUGUCCUUAGCUGAGAAAGGUGGUCCCGUCUUGGAGGAAGUUGUAGCUCAUGAAGACUUUUUUGUUCUAGCCACCAUGAACCCGGGUGGUGAUUAUGGAAAGAAGGAAUUGUCACCUGCGCUUCGUAAUCGUUUUACUGAGAUAUGGGUCCCUCCUAUUACAAAUACUGAGGAGCUCAGAAGUAUUGCCUUUUCUGGCCUUUCCAGUUCGAAGGAAUCUAAUAUUGUAGAUCCCAUUAUCAACUUCUGGGAGUGGUUCAACAGGUUGCAGACUGGGAGAACGCUUACUGUCAGAGAUCUCCUCUCCUGGGUUGCGUUUGUCAACAUGAUAAAUGAGAGUUUAGGACCAGCAUAUGCUAUUCUUCAUGGAUCAUUUCUCGUGUUACUUGACGGUCUAAGUCUUGGAACUGGUUUCUCUGGGAGGGAUGGUCAAGAUCUGAGAGAAAAAUGCUUCGCUUUCCUAUUACAACAACUUAAGCUUUUUGCUAGCGAUACACUCCCUUUGGAGCUUUCAAGAAUGGAGCUAUAUGGCUGGGGUGAUAACAAAACAAUUUGUGAAGAAAGUAAGAGUGUUCGACAUGAGGGCAUGUUUGGCAUCGAUCCCUUUUUUAUAAGCAAAGGUGAUGAAAAUCCUGAGAUUGGUGGAUUCGAGUUUUUAGCACCAACCACCCACAGGAAUGUCUUGAGAGUAUUGCGUGCAAUGCAGCUUUCAAAACCAAUUUUACUAGAAGGUAGCCCUGGUGUUGGAAAAACAAGUCUGAUAUUGGCGUUGGGAAAAUAUUCUGGCCACAAGGUUGUGCGCAUAAAUCUAUCGGAGCAGACUGACAUGAUGGAUUUGCUGGGAUCAGAUUUACCUGUCGAAAGCGAUGAGGACAUGAAGUUUGCGUGGUCUGAUGGAAUUCUCUUGCAGGCUCUAAAAGAAGGCUCGUGGGUUUUGUUAGAUGAACUGAACCUUGCCCCACAAUCUGUUCUAGAGGGUUUGAAUGCAAUUUUGGAUCAUCGUGCUCAAGUCUUCAUCCCAGAACUGGGCUGUACCUUUGAAUGCCCACCAACAUUUAGAGUUUUUGCAUGUCAGAAUCCUUCUGCUCAAGGUGGUGGCAGGAAAGGUCUUCCCAAGUCUUUCCUUAACCGAUUCACGAAAGUUUAUGUGGACGAGUUAGUGGAAGAUGAUUACCUCUUCAUCUGUCGCUCGCUUUACCCAUCUGUUCCUAGUUCAUUGCUUUCAAAGCUUAUUGCUCUCAACAGACAGUUGCAUGAUGGUACUAUGUUAUAUCGAAAGUUUGGUCAAGAUGGCUCACCAUGGGAAUUCAAUUUACGGGAUGUGAUCAGAUCAUGCCAGUUUAUGCAAGAGGCAAUACAUGACUUAGAAGCUGAAAGCUUUCUAAAUAUUCUGUACAUUCAAAGAAUGCGUACUGCAACUGACCGUAAAGAAGUUCUGAGUAUCUAUAAGGCUAUUUUUGAUAAAAACCCCUCUAUAAAUCCGUAUCCUCGGGUUCAGCUAAAUCCUGGGUACUUAGUUGUUGGAACUGCUGCCAUUAAACGAAAUUUGACUCAGUCUCAUAUUGUGAGUGAGCAGUUGAAGAUUUUGCCUGAAAUCCGUCAAAAUCUGGAAGCUGUUGCACAUUGUGUGCAGAAUAAAUGGUUGUGCAUCCUAGUCGGACCAUCGUCAUCGGGAAAGACUUCGGUGAUCAGAAUAUUGGCUCAGUUAACAGGAUAUCCUCUUAAUGAAUUAAAUCUUUCGUCUGCAACUGACAGCUCUGAUCUACUCGGAUGCUUUGAGCAGUACAAUGCCUUCCGUAAUUUCAGAUUGGUGAUUACUCGAGUUGAGCACCUUGUCGAUGAGUAUAACAGUCUGCUAUCACAGUCUUCCCAGGAGGCCCUUUUGAGCAAUAGGAGUGGCUUAGUUUCCAGUUGGCUUUCCGAUUUUAAUAAGAUUGAAUCCUCUCUCUUGGAGAACCCUUUAUUCUUCUUGAAGGACUCUGUAACACUCUCUAAAUUAAAAAAGGUUGUAAAAAUUCUGAAACAGGUCUUGGAAGAAGGUGUUUUACCCGUUAGUUGGUCAAAAAAGUAUCUGGAACAAAUCCUGAAGACUAUAUUGCAGCUGCAAACUCAUGAGAAAAAGCAGUCUACAAAGUUUGAAUGGGUGACAGGGAUGCUGAUAAAGGCAAUAGAAGAGGGAGAGUGGGUUGUCCUCAAAAAUGCUAAUCUCUGUAAUCCCACGGUACUUGAUAGAAUUAACUCGUUGGUGGAACCUUGUGGAUCAAUCACUAUAAAUGAAUGCGGGAUUGUUAAUGGUGAACCUGUCACUGUUGUUCCGCACCCAAACUUUCGUUUGUUCCUGUCUGUAAAUCCAAAAUUUGGGGAAGUAUCAAGAGCAAUGAGGAAUAGAGGCGUUGAGGUAUUUAUGAUGGGGCCACAUUGGCAGCUCAAUGAGGAAGGCUCAAACUGUGAAGAGCUUGUGCUGAGAGGUGUGGAAAGGUUUCUUGCUCUGUCAGGUAUUCCAGGUUAUAAGCUGGUUACUUCCAUGGCCAAAGCACAUGUUCAUGCAUGGCUAAAUGGUCAAAGCUUUGGUGUACGGAUCACGUAUCUUGAGCUUGAACAGUGGGUUCACCUCUUCCAACUGCUGCUCAUGAAUGGUAAUCAACUUCUGUGGAGCUUACAGCUAAGUUGGGAGCACAUCUAUCUCUCUUCGCUUGGGGUAAGUGAUGGAAAAGAAGUUGUUGAUUUUGUGCGUGAUACAUAUUUGUCAGAUGUUGAACUUUCUGGGCUUGAUUCAUUUAUGGGUGGGGGUCUGUGCCUGCCUGGAGGAUGGCCAAAGCCUUUCAACUUGAUAGACUUGACAUGGUACUCAAGAGAAACAACAGUAAGACAGAAUUGCAUGUAUCUGGAGUUCCUAGGAGCUCAGUAUGCAUCACAUCUGUCUAAAAUAAGCUACAAUGUCAAAUUGAGAGAUAGGGAGUCUGCUGGGGGACCAAGAAUUAUUUACACGAUUGAUUCUUCGAUGUUAAAAAAAGUCUUGUUUCCGAAAGCCUUAAUUGGGUCAAGCUGUGCACCAAAUGCAGCAAAUUUUGAGAAUGAUUUGGCUACAAAAAUGCUAUUGUUUGCUGCCAACUGGACAAUAGAACAGGCAACGGAAGAGGAUAUUCAACUCUAUCUUGCGUGGUUUAGUUGGUUUGGUUCUAGACUGCAACAAUACUGUCCGUUUUUGCUGUGUUUUCUCAAUAUGUUGAAGGAUGAGUUUGAGCAUCCAAUUUGGAAUCAUAUAUUUAGAUGUCGGAAAAAUCUGAAAUCCCUCUGCAGAUUGGAUCCAGAUGCUGUUCCAAUUCCUAUAUUGUCCUCCAAAUUGAUUGAUGUAGCUGCAUCAAAUGACCAGUCAAAACCUUACAGUAAAUCUCUCUUUGAGUCUCUCAACUCUAUUGGUGUUCUUCGGCUUUCGUAUCGGCAGUGGCUUGAAGAGAGCAACGACAACCACACCGAUGUAUCCUCUUUUACUCGGUUUUUGGAUUCGCUUCGCGCAUUGGAGAAAAAAGUUCUUUGCGAAAUUGUUGGAGCACCAUCUUUCAGUGUGUUGAUUCAGUUGUACACCGAAGUUAUUGAAAAACAUUCAUUGUUUUGGUCUGGUUUGGUCUCUUCUUCAGAUGAGUAUCUAUUGUUUUCCUUUUGGUCACUGAUAAAAGCUAUCAAAAAGAUGCACAGUUUUUUUCCUGGAGAAGUUCAGGUGGUUCUGGAGGAAAGCAAAAAUAUUAACAAUAUAGUUUUGCAUGGUCACCCUGAAAAGUCUAUGCUAUGGGCUUAUGGAGGCCAUCCUUCCUUGCCGGUAUCUGCAGAGCUGUUCCAUAAGCAGCAGGAGUUUCUACAGCUCUGCAGCACAGUUUGGCCAUUGAAAUCAGAAUCAGAUGAACAAGGAAAUGAUCAUCUUACCAAAGCCAUCGCAUUUUCUGGCCCUGAAUUAUGUUUGCUUGCCUUGGAAGGUCUUUGCAUUUCAUCAUACAUUGCUGACGAAGAUGAUGUAGAUUAUGUAGCUGCUGUUCAGCUCGAUGAGAUCUACCAGACGUUUUUGGAGAGGCUGAAACUAGAGAAGAAGAGACUGGAGGAUAAAAUGGGUUUCAGUGAGAAUGAUAAUACUGAAAAUAAAACUGCUUCCUGCUGCGUUUUCUGUCCAGAGAUUGUGACUACAGGGUCUGGAUUUAGCAGUUGGGUGAAGAUAUGUUUUCUUGCUAGCAGUGAAAGUUGUUCUCUAGAUGUAGAGUUACUUGCUGCCCUUCAGCACCUCUUGGUGGCACGACCUACCGAACAUCAGGAUCUUGUGGACAUUCGAAAACUGCUCAAACCGGCUCUAGAAUAUUCUUUAUCCUCAACAAGGCCUCCACAGACUCUUGUAGCUCAUCAAAAACUCCUGUGGGCAAUUGAUGCACAUGCCUCUGAACUAGGAGUGGACACCAAAAUUGCUGGUUUUGUUCUCGAGAUGUGGUACUGGUGGCAUUCUGUUUUGUGGAAAAAUAGUCAAAUUGGUCUCAUGGGCCUACAGAAUAUCUCAGACACUGGAAACUGUCAGAUUCUGUCACCUUCUAUGCUGAUUCAGCCUGUGAAAACAGCUACCGUUGCUCAGAUUCUGCAAAAUGUAUUUUCUGUUAAGGAUUAUCCUGUUCAAUCAAUGAAACUUCUUUCUGCUUCACGAUAUCUAUGGAAAAGCUCACAACCUUAUCAAGAAAUGCCUGGAUCUCUAAUGUCAAUAGCACGUUCCCUUUUCCAACAGAUGAUAUAUACGCACCAAAAGUCAUUUGAGUCAGAAACGUUUGUGGCAAUUAAGUCUGCAUUUCAUGCAAUUGAGAAAAAACAGAACAAGAUGGAUGGCAUACAGUAUCUUAUCUCACUGAUUGGCUCAUCAAACCAUCAUAAAUUGAAAUCCGUUACUCACUCAUUUGUUGGACCAUUAGCAAAACAUCUUUAUUCUGAGUGCUCAUCAAAUGAAUUCUACUCCAAUCUUGGCUUGGCGUGGCUUUAUCUUGGAGGACUACGCUUCCAUCUUUUGAAUAGCUUAGAUGUUAUAGAUCCAGCCAUGAAGACCACUUGCAAGCUGUUAGAGCUAGAAGAGAAAAUCUCAUCACUUGAGCUAAACAUCAAGGUCCGGGGAGAAUGUGGGUAUCUGUCUGGAUUGCUUUACUCUGGAAACAGUGACGAAAGAAGUGAACAUACAUUAGAUAAGCUUAAAACUGAGCAAAAAGAUUGCAAAGAAAGGUUAUUUUUAGAUCUGAUCCAAAAAAUGCUUGAUUGGAAUCAGGUUGUUGAGCAGGUUUUCAACUGGCAGGAGACAGCAAUAUCUUUUAUUGAUCGGAUGUCAAGUGACUAUUCUGAAUAUGUCGAUAUAACUCAGCCAAUUCAAGUUUCAGUGUACGAGAUGAAAUUGGGUUUAUCACUCUUUGUAUCUGGUGCUCUCUUGGGAAAACUUCUCAACAGAUUUGACAUAGACACGGUUGACUCAGUCAUGGAAACAAUUUAUGCCUUAAUGAGAUUUCCAAGGGACUCGUCGAUAGCUUCAACUACCUACAUCGAAUGUUUGCCACCUCUGCACCUUUCUCAUGGUGCAGAUUCUCGUGCUAAGUCCUUAGGUUUGGAUGUUGGCUUGCUGCACAAACUUAUCUCUGUUUCAAGUUCAGAAGAUUCGAGAAAAGCCUCUGAGUUGCAGCUCAAAAUUGCUCUUUAUAAAAAUCUGCAUGCUCGUGUUUUACAAUUUGUCGCAAAUACUGGGCUACUGGAUGAAGCUUCUUUUGAGUUAUUGGACAAAAUAUAUGUUGAAUUGGCGAGAAUUUGGAUGGAGAUGAAGUUUCAAGCAAAAACAAAGGCUGACAAUCUUCCUGGGCUGUACAAAUUUCGUUCCCGGGACUUCAAAAUUGAGAGUGUCAUGGAAGUAGAUAUAUCUGCCCUUGGCAAGUAUUUCCCAAACGAAAGUUUCUCUGAGUGGCAAGAGUAUCUGGCUGAUGAUGAUAUGAAGGAUAUGACACAUAUUGACCAGGAUGAGGAAAAUUUGGAGGAUGAUUGGGACUUGAUACAGGAGCAUUUGGAUAGUAUAUAUAGCACACAUAAUGAGUUAUUUGGUUUCUGUGACCUCUCUGAAAAGUCUGGAAGAUUCUGUAUUACUGACUGUAGAAGACUGGAUUCGUUUACUGAUUCCUAUGAACUUGGAGUCAGUAUGAUCAAAGGGCUAAGGGGUUUAUUUACAUCGAGUCUGGAUGCAAAACUUGUUCCAGAACACCUGCUUCGUCUUUGCUUGGAAAACAAAAAAGCCUUCACCUCAAACAAUCAGUAUGCCAGUAAAUAUAACUUUUACAAGGAUUUGGAUGGUCCUGAGCUGGGGAAAAUGGUCAAGUUUCUCACUGCACUUCUACGAAGAAUUAAUUCUCUAUUGCAAGAACGUGAGGACCAUCCUGGUCUUCAGAAACUUUCUAGUGUUCUUCAGAUGCUCUUGGAUAUUCCCUCCAGUACUCCUCUAGCAAAGGCUCUUUCAGGAUUGCAAUUUCUGCUCUGCAAGGUUCACAAGUUACAGGAAGAGGGAUGUAAAUUGCCCAUCUCUGAUCUCUUGGAGCCGAUUAUUUCCCUAGCAAGCUCUUGGCAGAAGGUGGAAUUUGAGCGCUGGCCUACUUUGCUUGAUGAGGUUCAGGAUCAGUAUGAACUAAACGCUAGGAAGUUGUGGCUUCCUUUGUUUUCAGUUCUGUUUCAGAAGGAUGGUGUUGAAAUUUCAGAAGAUGAAAACGAGUCCAUUUCACAAAGUUUGGUGGAGUUCAUUGAAUCGUCAAAUGUUGGUGAAUUUAGGAGACGUCUUCAGCUUCUCUUUUGUUUCCUUCUUCAAUUAAGUAUGGGUAGCUCGUUGGGGAUAUAUUCAAGUGAUUCACACAAGAGGAAGGUGGAAAUUUGCUACAAUAUUUUCGGAUUCUAUAUACAAUUCCUACCGAUUGUAAUGGAGCAGUUAGAUUUGAAUAGAAAAAAUGUUGAAACUGAGUUAAAGGAGGUUCUAAAACUUUGUCGGUGGGAGAGGCCAGAUAAUUAUUUGUACAAUGAGACCACUAAAAGAACCAGGCAGAAGGUCAAGAAACUGAUACACAAGUUUACGGACAUGAUGCGGCUCCCUGUAAUGCUUGUUAGGCCAGACCUAACGAAGGAACGAACUCAAUUUCUCCCUCUACUAGAUCCAGAUCUUAUGAAUGGAGCAUCCGACAUGAGGAUCGAGGGCCUAGUUAGUGCUUUAGAUGCAGAGCAAUUGAAUGACAGGUCUUCAUGGUAUGCAGUAUGGUGGAAUAAAUUAAAGGAAUCGGUAGGACGCUUUCACCAAGAAAUGCACUUCAAAACAUUGCUGAUGGGUGAAGAGCAUCAGUAUUCGUCCCCUGUCUAUCAGGGUGAUUGGAAAAAUUUGUGGAGUACAGUUGCUAGGAUUGGUGAAACCAUUGCUGGCUGUUCAGAUCUAUGGAGAAACAGUGAUAGAGAUGUUGCAAAGAAGAGGGCCCUGUUUGAACUUCUCAAGUUAUUAGAAAGUAGUGGUUUGCAGAAACACAAGUUUGAAAAUGUAGAGAUGUCAAACCACUUUAAAGGGUUGCUUUAUCAGCCAGCAUAUGAUCCAAAGCAUCUGUUGCUGCUAACACAUACCGAAAGUAGCAUGCAUCCUUCCAAGGCUGUAGAAGAUCAAAACAAGGAAAAUCCACUAGUUGAGUGGAGAGUGGCAAAUGAGUUUUACUUUAAGAGCUUGGCUUCAGUGCAACUCAUGUUAAAUAUUGACCGAAAACACUCAGAUGUAACAGCUGAGCAGGUUAAGCGGGCAAUCUCAUUUCUCAACCAUCUUGUGGAAAUACAACGGCAGCAAAGGAAAUCUGCUUAUGCCUUUACCGAACUUUUAAACCGCUUUCGCCAAUGUGUUUUAUCUCUAGCGAGAUUACUGGGUGACUCAAUUGGUGUGGACAAAAAGGAUGAUUCUGUGUUCAGUUUCCCCCAAAAUCAACAUGCUAUCUUCAAUUGCUUGUGGCUACAGAAGAAACUCUUUGAUAACAUCACUGCAAUGCUUCUUGAGGAGUCGACCUUACUGAGAACAGUUGGAAGUACACACUUGGAUUCCUGUCAAGCUGUGAAAACCUCAUCACGGAGUUUGCUCAGCUUUAUUGAAAAACUAAUUCCCAUCGCUCAAAAUUCCAAGGCUUCGCUGGAUAGGCUUCUACUUGAUUGCAACGGUUUUAUCAUCACACCAAGUAGCUGUCUUAAGCAGUUUGUCACUCAGCAUAUGGUUCAGAUGCUACGCCAGAACUUUGAUCAACUUACGGACCUUGAGAAUCAAAUUUCAAGUUUUUGUGAAGACAAUGAGAAAAGCUAUGCUAGAGACGUUCUUCUCAGUCAAUUUUCCCCUGUGUUUAAAGAGGGGAAAUUGCUGGCUGAAAAUCUGAACUGUUUACUUAACGUGAGAGACCAGUCAACUGGAAUGGAACCCAAGGAACGACUUUUUCUUGAAGAAAAUCUUGCAAGUAUAUUUUCAAAUGUUAAGGAUGUGAUUGGAAAGCUUUGUUCUUAUAAAGAUGGAAGUGUUUCUCAAGAAGAGGAAAUGAAUAUUACUACAUGGGAUGGUCUGUUUAAGAAGGCAGAAAAUGACUUGAACCUUGAUAACCUGUGUAAACUGCUGUCCGAAUCAUUUGGUUCCAUCGAACAACUGUUGAACUCAUCAGGCGUCCUUUCAGCUGGUGUUGGAGACCAGUUGAAGCAACUUCAAGCAUUUUUGGAUCUUUUAUUGAGCUUUGGAGACUGUUACCUCAAAGAGUUUUUGGCGAUAAGCAAAACGGUGUCACUGAUAACCCAUGUCCUUGCAAGUGUUCUUGCCGAUCUAUUUACAAAAGGAUUUGGCAUCUCCAAAAAUGAUGAAGAUGAUGGCUCUAAAGCUGAAAAAUCGGAAACUGCAGAAGGUACUGGUAUGGGAGAUGGUGUGGGGGCAAAAGAUGUAAGUGACCAAAUAGAAGAUGAAGAUCAACUGCAUGGCACUGAUAAGAAGGAAGAGGAAGAGAAAGAGCAAGAUGAUGUGCUGGGUAAAAACAAAGGCAUUGAGAUGAGUGACGAAUUUGAUGGCAAAGAAUAUAGCGUUAGUGAGGAUGAAGAAGAAGACAAGGAAGAUGAAGAAAGUGAGGAUGAGCAGUUGGAUUCGGCAAUAGGAGAUGCGGGAUCUGAUGCCGAAAAAGCUGAUGAAAAGCCAUGGAACAAGGAUGAAGAAGAUGGGGAAGAAAAUAUGAAUGAGAAGAAUGAAUCUGGACCAUCUAUAGUCGACAAGGACACAAGAUCAAGGGAGCUAAGAGCUAAGGAUGAUGGUGUUGACACUGCCGAUGAGCCUGAGGAGUCCAAUACUUCUGACAAACCGGAAGAAGGAAACGAUGAGAAUGUAGAUCAGGAUGAUUUUGGUGAUACAGAAAAUCUAGAAGAAAAAAUCCAGACCAAGGAAGAAGCACUUGCUGGACUAACUCCUGAUGUCGAUAAUGAACAAAUUGAUGAUGACAUGGAGAUUGACAAAACAGAGGAGGUCGAAAAGGAAGAUGCAGAUCAGCAGGAAGAACCUUGUACAGAAGAUCAAAAGCAUCCUGAAGAAGGUGAAAAUGAUCAAGAUGAAACUCAAGAGCCUGCUGAGGAAAAUAUGGAGGCUGAGGCUGAAGAUAGGUGUGGAUCACCCCAAAAAGAAGAACCUGGAAAUGAUCAUGAACAGAAACCAGAAACGGAACCAAUAGAAGGAAAAGAAGUUAUGUCAGAAGACAUGAUGAAACCGAACUUCCGUAAUGAUAAUAUUUCUGGCGUAGAGUCUGGUUCACAAAAUCCCCAUGGAUCUAAUGUGUUGGGUGCAGGAAGUACAGCACCACAAGAAAAUUUGUCUGCUACUGAUGUUACGGAUGAAGUCAGGGAUUCAAUGGAUCUGCCUUCGAGUAGUAAUACUGAGAUGAACCUCAUGAUGACCAACCUGGCCAAUGGUGAGACAUUGACAGACAACAUACCAAAGAUGGAAUUACCACAAAACCAGUCAUCUACUGCUCAACAAACCAAGGUGAAUCCUUAUAGGAACGUUGGUGAUGCAUUGAAGGAGUGGAAAGAAAGAGUUAGAAUCUCCUCAGACCUUGGAGAAAAGCAAGAGGCUGAAAAUGAGAUGGAAGACCCUGAUGCUAGUGAAUAUGGAUAUGCUUCUCAGUUUGAUGCAGGAACUUCCCAAGCUCUAGGACCUGCGUUGCCUGAGCAAGUGAACACAGAUAUGAGAGAAGGGCAAUCUGAAGAAGAAAAACUCGCAGGUAAUCAGGACGAUGUCUCUCCAAUGGAUAUUGAUGACUUGAACCCCGAAAACAAACCUGCUGUCCAAUCCAAACCAUCGAUCAGUAAUAGCAUCGCUGAACAGGUCCAAGAACCAGAUACAGACAGGACCCACCAAGAGAAUUCUCCUAUUCAUAAUUUUGGUGAUGGUAACAGCAGGAUGGACUCUAUGGUCUCUGUCGACAAUACUUUCUUGGGGGAAGAUGUAUGUAAUCUGGACCAGAUGCAAGUGACUGAUAAUGACUCGGAAAGCAAUCAGGAUAAUCAGGAAGAUCCAGAUGCCAAAAGUAAUGCUGUUGUUCUUUGGAGGAGAUGUGAAUUGCUUACUGCAAAACCCUCUCAGGAGCUGGCUGAGCAACUACGGCUUAUCUUAGAACCCACGCUUGCUAGCAAGCUCAGUGGUGACUACAGAACGGGUAAAAGGAUCAACAUGAAGAAGGUUAUUCCGUAUAUAGCAAGUCACUAUCGGAAAGAUAAAAUUUGGUUGAGGAGGACAAAACCAAACAAGCGUGAUUACCAAGUUGUUAUUGCAGUGGAUGAUUCCCGUAGCAUGUCAGAAAGUGGAUGUGGUGAUUUUGCAAUUAGAGCUUUGGCAACUGUAUGCCGAGCUAUGUCACAGCUUGAGAUGGGAAGUUUGGCUGUAGCAAGUUUCGGAAAGCAAGGGAAAAUAAAGAUGUUACAUGAUUUUGGUCAGUCUUUCACCACAGAAUCCGGCAUUAAGAUGAUCUCAAGUUUAACAUUUAAACAAGAAAAUCUCAUUGAAGAUCAACCAGUCGUCAAUCUACUGAGAAACAUGAAUGAAAUGCUAGAGAAUUUGGCCAGCACAAGAAGACAGUCUUACGGGAGCAACCCGCUUCAACAACUUGUACUAAUCAUCGGCGAUGGGAAGUUCCAUGAGCGAGAGAAAUUGAAACGAUCUGUCAGAAGCUUUCUCCAGCAGAAACGUAUGGUGGUAUAUCUGCUUCUCGAUGACUCAGAGCAAUCUGUUCUGGAUUUAGCGGACUAUGUAUAUGAUGGUGAAAGGAGACCCUAUAAGAAAAUGAAUUACUUGGAUUCCUUCCCCUUCCCAUACUACAUUGUGCUAAGAGACAUCGAAGCCUUACCCAGAACACUUGGUGAUGUGUUGAGACAGUGGUUCGAGCUGAUGCAAAACUCGCGAGACUGAACACUUGUUGGAAGAGAAAGGGUCGAGGCCUAUUAGACG